GGGAAAACGGGGUGACGCGAGCCCGAAGCCCCAAGAGAACCCCGUCGUUGAACCUCUUCAGCAUAUUGAGUCUUACCGUAGGAAAAAGUUGACCACCGCGCACGUAGCAGGCUACGAUUGAGACCAACAGGUGUUUCAGCAGGCGAAAAGCAGUGAUAGCCCCACUGCUCUUUUUCUGCUGUUGUUGUUUCAGAUCUUCAGAAAAGCAGGCUAGUUUAGUCAGGUCCUCGGGGAUAUAAGGGUACACUCCCGCGGAUUCCUACCCUACCCCCUGCAAAUUCGCCUCGAGGAUCCCGAGGAUGGGUUUAAAGGACAAACGCAGACCGUCUAUCGCGCUUGACGGCCACAGCUGCCAGUUCGAGAAAGUUCCCAACACUGCCGACGUCGACCUCCCGACUGCAUGCUCCGGCACGGAGAAGGACGCCAGGAGGCGGCUCUACCUCACCGUGGCCACAACAUACAUGGCCUCGAUGUCGUUCGGCUUCUCUUGCACCUACUCCUCGCCUGCUCUGCCGGACAUACGCAAGAGCAUCGAGUUUUCGGCCUCCGACAGCGCGUGGUUCGGCUCUCUGGUCAACCUCGGAGCCGUAUUCGGUGGACUCGCCGGCGGUCAGCUGGUGAACCUGAUUGGUCGACGUGGCACGCUCUUCGUGGCCGCUGCGGUGUUCAUGGCCGGCUGGCUGUGCCUCAUGUUCGCGCCGUCCACGACGCUGCUGUUCGUGGGUCGAGUGCUGACCGGCAUCGCCGUCGGCAUAACUGCCCUGACCGUCGCCGUCUUCAUCUCCGAGAUCAGUCCGUCGAACAUACGCGGCCUGCUCAACACCGGUGCCAAUGCGAUCCUCUCAGUCGGCAUCCUGCUCACUUUCUUCUUGGGCAAGUUCCUCUCCUACCGCUGGCUGGCCACCUUUUGCCUCGCGCCCAGCGUCAUCAUGGCGCUCGCGCUCUUCUGUGUGCACGAGUCGCCGAGCUGGCUGCUUCAGAAGGGACGCCGCAAGGCCGCCAUCGCCUCGCUCCACUUCUACAAGGGUCCCAAGAUUGCCGAGGAGCUAAGCGUGCUCGACGCGAACCUGGCCAACCAGCAGCCUUUCACCCUGGUGGACGUAACCAUGCCGUGCAUCUACAAGCCGUUCUUCUGCACGCUUCUGCCGAUGUUCAUGCAGCAGGCUUCCGCCGUCUGCGUCAUUCUCUUCUACGCGCAGGACAUAUUCGAAGAUGCCGGAACAUCCAUCUCUGCUGACGACUGCACCAUCAUUGUUGGCGCUCUCCAAGUCGUCGUGCUUUUCGUCGCAACAGCGCUGACCGACCGGCUAGGACGCAAAGUGCUCCUCAUCGUCUCAUCUGCGGGAUCAAGUGCCAGCCUCGCCCUCCUAGGCAUUUCCUUCCACCUGAAAGCCACUCGUGGUCAAGAGUUUCUGGACUCCUACGGUUGGUUGCCUCUCGUAGCCAUCGCCAUAUUUUUCGCAGCGUACGCUAUGGGUCUCGGUCCGCUGCCCUGGGUGCUGUUAGGAGAACUCUUUCCGCUCAGGGCCAGAGGCUUUGCCACGGGUGUCUGCACGGCGUUCCUGUUUGCGUUAGCCUUCCUUGUCACCAAGUGUUACGACGAUCUAGUGAAGCUCAUGACCGCGGCGGGAACCUAUUGGAUGUUCGCGGGACUUCUGGCCGUCUCGCUUGUUUUGUUCAUAUUUAUUGUGCCAGAAACUAAAGGCAAGACCUUAGAAGAAAUAGAGCUCAUAUUCGGCAAGACCGACUCAUCUGCCUCUCUCGACACAAUGAACAAAGACGUCGAAAUGAAUGUGAUGUGAAAAAAUCCAAAGAAACUCACAUUCCUCCUGUAAAGGACAGUUAUUACGACAUUUCUGUGCAUCUGGCGCACAACCGACUGUUCCGCAAAGGCGCCAAAAUGUUUAGUUAUUAGGCGAAUUUUGCAUAUGCAAAACCUUCACCUUUAAGUAAUUCAGUAACCUCGGAAUGAACGCGGUAUAUUUUUUUUUAUUCUUUCUUGCUGGCAAUGACGAGAUUGCGUGUACGAUUGUUACGCCAGUGUUGAGAGUAGGCUUUCAGUGAGCGCGUUUUAGUGCUCUGUCAGUCAUCUUAAGAAAGGCUGCAGGCUUUUGAGAAGUCCCGAACCACGUUACCUAGGCGGGUUCACCGGAAAAGACAUAAUCAGAUGCCCAAUAGCGCGUCCACAAUCAAUAGAUUUAUUUAGGUAUUUAAUCCGUGCCCUUGACUAGGAGGUUAUUCCCAGUGAGAUCAUAUAAAACAAAGUAUGACCUUUCCAAUUAUACUUAUCGUUAUAACUUCACUUGUGAAUUUGAUUUCAUGGGGAGACUGCGUCGGAACUGCCUAACAAGCGAAAAAACAGUGGCUCCUUAGAGCGACAAGGCUCUUUGCUGAAGGUUACGUGAUCGCCUUCACCAAAGUGGCACAUCAAUAGUAGUAGGAAGCGUAUUGCAUUUAGUACGAGGCCCCACUGCUCAAUCAUAUCGGCCAGGAGAUGUAUGUACGAGUUAUUAUGAGAGUGAUUAUUAUUAUGAGGGUGAGAUUAUUUGAGUGAGUGAGAUUAUCUGAGUGAUUAUGUUAGAGCAAGCAUGGAGAGAUGCGGCUUUAAAAUUGACCUUAUAAGCCGAUUAGCAAUUGGCCAUUGGACACGGCUGACACAGGCCGUGGCAUUAGCGAUAGAUCAGUGCCAGUGCGAUUAUACGCGAUUCUUUUCACACUAAUAGGAAUUACCUUCCUAUUUAAACUUGUUUUCAUAAACGCUAUCUACGAAGCACUCAUGUUUUCAUAAGUUCAUGUAAGCUAGAGUUGUGUUCUAUAGUUAGGAUUCAGUCAACUGUUACGUCAGAAGACCCGGUUUGAGCGGCGCCCAAGGAGGAGUGCGUGUUGUUUUCCUGAGUACGUAAGUUGUUUGUGUAGAAAUCCACUUCCUGGCGACAGUACUGGACUAGCUAGUAUGUCUGUUUGUGCAAAGUAUUUUACUUUGACACCAAUCUGUAUGUCGGACAGUAGGCUGUACGACCAGAGGUAAUAUAACAUACAGGGUGAUCUUCUUUGUGGAAUUUUUAAAAAUCGCGUUUCAUAAUUUCUUGCUUCUUUGCAUAACCCUUGCCCUUGAGCUGAAUUAUUUGAAGAAGCAGAAAUUACUACCACCAAAAAUCGAAGCCCAUUAUCAACUAAUCAACAAAUAUUGACUAGUGAACUUCUUGAAAUUUACGAAUUAUAGCCGGUGAGCUUGCAAGACGCACUCACUUGAAAUGAAUUUCCAGGACAACACCAGUUUCGAGAUAUUAUUUCCUAAAGUAUGGAACGAAAUACAUAGGCGGUCCCGUAAAUUUUGUGCUUCAAUGUAUAAAAGAACGUUUUCUUAAAAAAGUAAGUGGACCAACAUGCAAGGUUGAUGGCGCAUCUCUCCGAACUAGUGUCAUUCUGGAAAGUCAUGCCAAGCGGAUACACCUUGCAAACUCACCGGCUACGAUUCGUAAAUUGCUAUAUGUGCCGUAAAGUAAUUAAUGCAAAAGAUAAUCAGAGGAUUCUUGUUCAUUAGUUGAAUAUUUGUUUCGGUUUUUCGUUCCAGUAAUAUCCGCCUCUCUGAAUAAUCGAGCUCAAGGACUAGAAUUAUGUUAUCUGGAACAGGCCAUUUUUACAAAUUUAAGAAAACCUAAUAAUGAUCACCCUGCAUGUGAAGAUGUGGAUGGCGUUGCACUUAACUUUAUCUUAUGUUAUAUUAGACCCGCCGUGGUUGCUUAGUGGCUGUGGUGUUGGGCUGCUAAGGACGAGGUCGCGGGAUCAAAUCCCGGCCACGGUGACCGCAUUUCGAUGGGGGCUAAAUGCGAAAACACUAGUGUACUUAGAUUUAGGUGCACGUUAAAGAACUCCAGGUGGUCUAAAUUAGUCCGGAGUCCCCUACUACACGUGCCUCAUAAUCAGACGGUGGUGUUGGCACGUAAAACCCCAUAGUCUUUUUAUAUAUUGCAGUUUAUUGUUUACUACUCAUUUUUCUCUGCGGUAUUCUAUUCUUUAGUGUUUUUUCUGCGCGGAACGUCUUCGGGCUCAGCGUGUGCGGUAUCGAAACAUCGCUUAUAUACUUCCAGGCAAACGUUACGUGGUUGUGUGUACAUAUGUUUAGCUGGCAUUCUUGUUUUCGUUACGGAAAACCCGGCUUCCGAUUGGUGGUAUGAGGGUUCUUUAAAACAAUUGAUGCCCGCACAAUUCUGAAUUCGUCAUGUCUAUAGUUACUGCAUACGACGCUCCGAAAAGCGCAAAUCGCCUAAAUGAUGCAGUCAUGUUGCAAGUUGUUGAAUAAUUUAUUACCUAAAUCGUGAAAAUUUAACGCUGUUAACCGAUGACUGACUCAUUUUAUUUCAUUUAAAUAUUUAUUUAUAUCUUAGUCACUCCCCGCAAAAAGGGUAUGCAAUAAUGUAUGGGAAUGAACACUCAAUUAGCACCAAAUAACUUCAAGCCUUAUGGAUGCCCGUGAGUGAAUUGACUGCCCUAUGGCACAGCUACAGAGCCCAGGAGCCCCAUUGUUAAGCAAUAGUUUUAUGUCAUUAAAUGGCACACCUGCAAGGCUGUUACGCGGCGUAUGUUUUUAUUUACCUUUGCUUGGGGAUCGUGACAUAAAUAAACGUGCCGUAUU
This is a messenger RNA of Dermacentor silvarum, 4636 nucleotides long. Its product is annotated as facilitated trehalose transporter Tret1. The transcript is spliced from 3 exons. Gene Ontology annotation, biological process: transmembrane transport. The coding region runs from base 300 to 1802 and encodes 500 amino acids. The record is from RefSeq and is a predicted model, not a curated record. Gene Ontology annotation, molecular function: transmembrane transporter activity. Lineage: Eukaryota; Metazoa; Arthropoda; Arachnida; Ixodida; Ixodidae. Gene Ontology annotation, cellular component: membrane.